This is a messenger RNA of Staurois parvus, 391 nucleotides long. The record is from the annotation of a GenBank genome assembly. NCBI's taxonomy places the organism in Eukaryota, Metazoa, Chordata, Amphibia, Anura, Ranidae.
AUGCAGACUGCUUCUACAAACAUUUGUGAAAGACUGUGCAAUAAGUCCAUCUGUGAAAUUUCCUUGCUACUAAAUAUUCCACGGUCAACUGUUAGUGGAAAUAUAACUAAGUGGAAGCAAAUGGGAACAACAGAAACUCAGCCCACGAAGUGGUAGGCCACGUAAAAUGACAGAGCGGAGUCAGCGCAUGCCUUCCAGUCGCAAGCUGUCUGCAGAGUCAAUAGCUAAAGACCUCCAAACUUUGUGUGGCAUUCAGAUUAGCGUAACAACAGUGCGUAGAGAGCUUCAUGGAAUGGGUUUUGGUGGCCGAGCAGCUGCAUCCAAGCCUUACAUCACCAAGUGCAAUGCAAAGCGGAUACAGUGGUGUAAAGCACGCCACCACUGGACUCUA